Messenger RNA from Racocetra persica, 871 nucleotides. Lineage: Eukaryota; Fungi; Glomeromycota; Glomeromycetes; Diversisporales; Gigasporaceae. The record is from the annotation of a GenBank genome assembly.
AACCUGAUCAUACAUCUGAUAGCGAAUCCCAGGAUGAUACAUCUCGUCAUAUUGCCAAUCAUAUUCUUGAUUUAUUUGAACAUGAAGUCGAAAUGGGUCGAAUGCCAGCGCAACUUCUUCCUCUGCAAUCUGGUAUCGGAAAUAUUGCUAAUGCCAUCAUUGGAGGUCUAGCUGAUGGACCUUUCUCUGAUGUUGAAGUAUGGACUGAAGUUAUUCAAGAUACAUUUCUUGAUUUUUGGGAACAUCACAAGUUAUCUUUCGCUUCAGCCACAAGUGUGGCAUUUUCACCAGCUGGAUUUAAAAGAUUUUAUGAAAUGUGGGGUGAAUUAAAAGAUCGUUUAGUUCUUAGAAGUCAAAGUGUUAGUAAUUCUCCUGAAAUAAUUAGAAGGUUGGGUGUUAUUGCCAUGAAUACUCCAGUUGAGUUUGACAUAUAUGGACACGUAAACUCAACCCAUGUGUGCGGGACAAAAAUGUUAAAUGGACUUGGUGGUUCGAAUGACUUUUUAAGAAAUGCAAAGCUCAGUAUCGUACAUACUCCAUCUACAAGGCCUACAAAAAAAGAUCCUAUUGGCGUCUCUUGUAUAGUACCAAUGUGUUCGCAUAUCGAUCAAACUGAACACGAUCUAGAUAUUCUCGUAACUGAACAAGGACUAGCAGAUGUUCGAGGCUUAGCUCCAAUUGAGCGAGCACGUGUAAUCAUUGAUAAAUGUGCACAUCCUGAAUAUAGACCAAUCUUGAAUGAUUAUUUAAAUUUAGCAGAAAAAAAAUGUAUGAAGAUUGGUGCUGCUCAUGAACCGCAUCUAUUGGAUAAAGUAUUUAAAAUGCAUUCAAAUGUUCUGAGUGAAAAUAAUACUAUGAAAAUCGAUAGCUG